ACAAAUAAAAACAACGACAAAUAACCUAAAAAUGGAGCACAACAUCCUAUAAGUAUUGUAAUUUUUACGAGAAAAACAUAACAAAAUGAGUGUUUUCAUCAAGCAUUACAGGCCUGGUAGCCUUGUCACAAUUUCUAAUAUCAAAAUAUGGCGUUACAACUCUACAAAGGCUGAAAAUUCUCUGAAGAAAGACAAUGAGGAGGAGGAAUUUAGAGUGCUUGAUAUAUUGAAGAAAAGAGAGCGGCAUCAGAGGAAGAUUACUCGGAGGGCUGAUAUACAGCCUGAUAGAGCUGACAGGAUGGCCGUUGAUCAGAAAUGGGGCAAUGUGUGGCCCGGUCCGAAAACAUUUCACCCAUCAUCAGUCCCGCUGCCUCUCCGCCAAGGUUACGUCCCCAAGGGCCAAGCUCCACCAGGCAAGAAAGCUAAUGCUGAACUUAUGAAGAUUCCGAAUUUUCUCCAUUUAACUCCACCGGUUAUUAAGAUGCAAUGCGAAGCUAUUAAACAGUUCUGCACAACAUGGCCUAAACUGCUUAAUUCUGAAGAAGCAAUCGAAAAGCAUUAUCCCUUGGAAGUCAUUACAUCAGACUACUGCCACGGAAGUCCGUCUAUAAGGAACCCGUUAGCCCGAAUCGUUACACUUAGAGUCAAACUAUCAUCGUUGAAUUUAGACAAACAUGCCAGAGACAAGUUCAUACGCUUAGUAGGUGAUCGUUAUGAUAGCACAACUGAUUUGGUAACGAUUACAGCAGACCGUUGUCCGGUUAGGAAACAGAAUUUGGACUAUGUCAACUAUUUAUUGACUGCUUGUUACCAUGAAGCAUGGAAUUUAGAAGAAUGGGAGAAAGAGAAGACAGAGGAUGACAUGGAAUAUUACGAUUGGAAUAAUAAUGCUUCGAAAAGAAGUCUCGUUAACUGGUAUAUGGCAACGAAGAAUGAAACAAAAUCGUUAACAGAUGAAGAGUAUAAGAAUUAUGAUAUUUCAACGAUACCAAACGCAGAAGAGUACAAAAAUGCUGUAUCAAGUUAUAUGAACGACGGGGAGAGUGAUGCCACAGUAAAAAAUUACGGCACAGCAGUUAGAAAGUUGUUAGGGUUGCCAGAAAGAAAAAAUGUUUAGCAAGUACAUUUAGUACAUUUACAUAAUUUAAAUCAAUAGUUCAAUUUUAUAAUUUAGAUAAAUAUAAAUGGUCUAAUAUUAAAUAGCCCUUAUUUUAGACAUAUUUAAAAAUAUUUUCACAUAUUUUUUUCCUCAAUACCAUCUGAAGGCUACAUCAAAACUAUUCAUCUAAAAUAAAAAAGCAAUAUUGCUAUUUGACAUUUGCACAUAUAAAAGUCAGUGCAUAAUGCAAACAAAAUGUCAAAUAGCAAUAUUGCUUUUAUAGAUGAAUUUGUUUGUCUUUUAGCAAGGUUCUAUCUAACCAUGUAAUUAGGUUUAUUGAUUUAUUUAUGUGUGUGUAUGAUUUAUUUAAUUAUGGAAUUGAACUAUAGAUUAAUUUGCAAUAGUUAUGUAAAGUAACAAAAUACUUUGUAAUUUGUAAAAUAAAUAUUAAUAUUAGUAUUUAUUUUGUUGUUUUUAUAAAUCAGCAUAACAUAAGCUCACGAUUAUGUACCUAUUGGGGUAGUCAGAGGUACCUACAUCCAUCGCAAGAUGAAGUAAGCACCCACACCUCACCAAGCUUUCUGUUAGACCAACGUGAUAGGUGAGCGGUAUCGCCGUCUAUAAUGGUUGAGCCAACUGUGUUAGUGAAAACUGCACUUAACAAAAAUUAAUAACUCAUUUGUGCAAUGAGGGACUUUGAUCCAAAAAAAUAAAUAAAAUUAUUAUCAUGGGUUGUGAGGUGGAAUACCAACCUCAUCUAACCUGGUGUUAGGGUUGUAAAAAACGGAACGCACCAAUCUAUUUUUAAUUUUAGUUAGUCAUUUCUGCCACUACGUGUAACUGUGGCGCUAGCGUCAAUGCAAUAAUAUCGAUGUCAUUUUUCUUAAGUUGUACGCCAUUUGUGUGGAAUAAUAAAGUUUACUUUAAAUCAA
Pectinophora gossypiella (pink bollworm) is the source of this 2031-nucleotide messenger RNA. RefSeq names its product 28S ribosomal protein S35, mitochondrial (gene mRpS35). Bases 86 to 1117 code for a protein of 343 amino acids. Gene Ontology annotation, molecular function: structural constituent of ribosome. Gene Ontology annotation, biological process: mitochondrial translation. Gene Ontology annotation, cellular component: mitochondrial small ribosomal subunit. Lineage: Eukaryota; Metazoa; Arthropoda; Insecta; Lepidoptera; Gelechiidae. The record is from RefSeq and is a predicted model, not a curated record. The transcript is spliced from 2 exons.